AUGGGCGAUAAUCAACAGCAAUCCAAUUCACCUCUCCGACAAGUCCCACAACAGCAGCAUCUUCAUAUGGCGACUAUCCCACUUCCUCAAGGCCCCUUACAAGCUCCGCAACUUCAAACACCUUCCCUCCAACAACAAUUGGUAAAUCAAUUUAAUCCCGUUCAAGGUCACGUGCUGAUAUUUGAUACCACAAAAAAGCAAAAAGAGUCGAAUUUCGCGCCUCCAUUUUCCCUCCAUUUAAUGGACAUCGGCAAGAUGAAUAAUUUCCAACAAGCUCAACAUCGUCUAGGAAACCAGGAGCCGCGGCUUCAACGAGCACAAAAUUUGGCGACUGUUGCACCGCAAGCUUCCCAGCAAGCGCAACAGUUAGCUGUCGCUUCUCAAACUUCCCAACAAGCGAUUCCUCCGCAACCAGAAAAAUAUGAUAUUUAUUGGGGUUCUUCAACAUGUUUGUUCGGCCUUACUCAAGAACAAAUCACUCAAAAAAGUUUCAAAGAUACCUUAUCUGACGGAGCUCCGUUCUUUUAA
Acaulospora colombiana is the source of this 528-nucleotide messenger RNA. The record is from the annotation of a GenBank genome assembly. Lineage: Eukaryota; Fungi; Glomeromycota; Glomeromycetes; Diversisporales; Acaulosporaceae.